Molecule: messenger RNA, 1812 nt
Organism: Solea solea (common sole)
Lineage: Eukaryota; Metazoa; Chordata; Actinopteri; Pleuronectiformes; Soleidae
Product: growth/differentiation factor 11-like
Exons: 3
Coding region: 430-1599 (389 amino acids)
Biological process (GO): SMAD protein signal transduction
Cellular component (GO): extracellular region
Molecular function (GO): cytokine activity; growth factor activity
Source: RefSeq, a predicted model, not a curated record
GCUGAGAUAUAUAAAGAGCCGCUUUUUGACCGCACUUGCACAUUCUUCAGUGACACUUCUGAACACUCACACACCUCCGUGGACUAAAUUGUACAGAAGACCCACAAAAUAACCACUACAGCUUUUCCUACACGUGAGCAUCAGACAGAUCAUUAGUUCACUUUCAAUCAAAACAGCUUCUACUGAGAUACACUGGGACGCACCUUUUUUUGGAACAUUUUAUUGCAAAAGCUCCUUCUGCAAAAAAAACAACAACUUCUUGGUGAUCGUAUUGGAUUAGAUGCAUGUCACUGGUUCCCUGCCUUUUGUAGGAUAAGGCAAGGAGUCGCGCACAUCCGAGAGACAGAGGGGAUAUAACGGGAUAAAGGGAGCAAAAGACAAGAGAAAUAAAGAAAACAAAGUUGCACUGCCUGGUGUUCGCGCAUCGUCAUGAAGAGGUACAACUUCUUACUGUGCUUAAUGGUGCUUAUCUCCUUGGGACAGUCGGGGAGCGAUGAGCCCAAUCUGCUGCUGCCCUCUGCCAGCGAGACACCCACGGAUGCCGGGUUGUCUCUGCUGGACGAGGACGCCGGUGCCCACGAGUGUUCCGCCUGUGUUUGGAGGGAGCAGAGCAAAGUGCUGAGACUGGAGACUAUUAAGUCCCAGAUUCUGAGCAAACUGCGUCUGAAGCAGGCGCCCAACAUCAGCCGGGAAGUGGUCAAUCAGCUGCUGCCCAAGGCGCCUCCGCUCCAACAGCUCCUGGACCACCACGACUUCCAGGGAGACGCGUCUUCCCAGGAUGAGUUUAUGGAGGAGGAUGAGUACCACGCCACCACGGAGUCCGUGAUCACCAUGGCCUCUGAGCCGGAGCCACUGGUGCAGGUGAAUGGGAAGCCGAGCUGCUGCUUCUUCAAGUUCAGCCCCAAACUGAUGUUCACUAAAGUGCUGAAGGCCCAGCUGUGGGUUUACCUGCGACCGUUGCAGCAGACCUCCACCGUUUACCUGCAGAUCCUCCGACUGAAGCCCGUCACAGAGCAGGGCAGCCGCCACAUCCGCAUCCGCUCCCUGAAGAUAGAGCUCAACUCCAGAGUGGGCCACUGGCAAAGUAUUGACUUUAAGCAUGUGCUACAGAACUGGUUCAAGCAGCCGCACACCAACUGGGGAAUCGACAUCAACGCCUUUGACGAGAGCGGCAAUGAUCUGGCCGUUACCUCGCUGAGACCUGGAGAGGAGGGACUGCAGCCGUUCCUGGAAGUCAAGGUUCUUGAGACGACCAAACGUUCUCGUAGAAACCUGGGCCUGGACUGCGACGAGCACUCAACAGAGUCUCGCUGCUGUCGCUACCCACUUACUGUGGAUUUUGAGGCGUUCGGCUGGGACUGGAUCAUUGCUCCCAAACGCUACAAAGCCAACUACUGCUCCGGUCAGUGCGAGUACAUGUUCAUGCAGAAAUACCCACACACCCACCUGGUGCAGCAUGCCAACCCCCGGGGCUCCGCAGGGCCCUGCUGUACUCCAACCAAGAUGUCCCCCAUUAACAUGCUCUACUUCAAUGACAAGCAGCAGAUCAUCCAUGGCAAGAUCCCAGGGAUGGUAGUGGAUCGAUGUGGCUGCUCUUAGGCUGUAGAGGGGAGACGCACACUUGUGUACAGCUGCCAUUGCAUCAAUCCACCCAUCACCCUUUUGGAGCUCUCCCCUGGCACCGGAAUCCACUCUACAGCACCAGAUUUCACUUUUGCCUAGCCACAAAAACAUUCCAAGGAGGUUUCCACUUUUUUUUUCUAGUAAUUAAAAUUAUUCUAAUUGUUGAAAAAAGUUAUAAAUGAGAUAUGA